GACUCUCGACUCGGAACCCGCAAACCAACCUUUAUGCUUUUAUCGAGAGGCACCUCAUUUUUGUCUGUCGGCCAGAGAGAACGCAUUUUCUGACAUGAUACCCUUCUUCUUCUUGUCGUCUCUUUUUAGCUCUUGGCGUUAAGACACGGCCCUGGCGCCGCGAUAUUACCGCCCGAGAUCACGCGGAUACAUAUGGACUUUGCGCUCAGGUGGAACGAUGGACACUUUGGACCUAGGAAAUUCUGGGUAAACUGCCUCCCUCGGCUCAAGUUCUGGAACCCGGCGGUGCCGAUGAUAGUCAACCGCUCGGCCAAGCAGGACGGCCCGGCCACAAUGUCCAUAUACUUUCGGCAGCCCACGGCAACCGCGGAGGAGAAUAACAGCAGCAGCAGCAGCACAGCGACGUCAAGUUCCGGCACGACGGCGACGCCGAAAAAGACCAUCCUGACUGGCCUUUCGACCCUCCCGCUCGCCCAGCAGCCUCGCUCCAGCGUGACGGGCGAGUUCCCAGCCCCGGCGCCGUCCGAGGGCGAGCACGUCGUCACCAUCGACAUGAAGAACGUGCACUCGGACCGCAUCCUGGAGGAGUUCCUGGCCAAGACGGGGGCUCGGCUCGUGCGCCCGACCGCCGACGAGGAGGUCGAGAUGCGGCAGGUUCAGGAGCGGGUGGAGCGCGGCAACGCGGACCGCAUCAUCGUCAAGGCGUUCGAGGACGAGAAGCGCAAGAAGCAGGCCAUGCUGGAGAAGAUCAAGAAGGAGGCCGACGCUAUCAAGGCUUCGAACCAGUAGAAGGGUGGCCGGUGGCGAGGUUGCAAAAAAUGACGAAAGCAGCAAAAAGGCACAAGAAAGACCUUAGGGGAGGAUGAGGGUUGAAAGAGGAACUCGGAACGCUAGGACGUCGAGAAUUGGCUGCUGCGUUGAGGACUAUCCCAGUCUGGGUCCG
This is a messenger RNA of Microdochium trichocladiopsis, 943 nucleotides long. Its product is annotated as CI-B8 domain-containing protein. The coding region runs from base 193 to 789 and encodes 198 amino acids. NCBI's taxonomy places the organism in Eukaryota, Fungi, Ascomycota, Sordariomycetes, Xylariales, Microdochiaceae. Gene Ontology annotation, cellular component: mitochondrion. The transcript is spliced from 2 exons. Gene Ontology annotation, molecular function: structural constituent of ribosome. The record is from RefSeq and is a predicted model, not a curated record.